This is a messenger RNA of Closterium sp. NIES-65, 1089 nucleotides long. The record is from the annotation of a GenBank genome assembly. Lineage: Eukaryota; Viridiplantae; Streptophyta; Zygnematophyceae; Desmidiales; Closteriaceae.
AUGCUCACGAGCGAUGAGAUGAAGGCCUCAUUGGCUGGACAAAGUCUUGACACAAAUGCUGCUCUUCCCCUCUGCCCUGCUGUUCCCCUCUGCCCUGCUCUUCCCCUCUGCCCUGCUGUUCUGUUCCCCUCUUCCCUGCUCUUCCCCUCUGACCUGCUCUUCCCUCUGCUAAUUUUUGCCUCCUUCCUCGUUGUGCCCACCCACAACACCGUGAACGUGACCAGGUGCUAUCCCUUUCCUCCUCCCACCUCCCGUCUCCGUCCCUGUUCUCCCCUCUUCCCCCACUCCCGCCCGGAACAUGGUCAACGUAACGAGUCACUUUUGAGAAUUCUCAAAAGUGCCUCCCCACCCUCCCCCACCCGGAACACGGUCAACGUGACGAGGUGGUUUCAGGACGACCUGAAGCUGAAGGAAGAGGACUCAGACUUACUCUUCCCUCUCUCCCCUCUUCCCACCCCCUCUCCCCCCACCCCCCCCUCCCCCCCUCUCCUACUCCCCUCCCCCUCUCCUACUCUCCUACCCCCCUCCCCCCCUCUCUCCCUCCCUUCCUCUCCCCCCCUCCCCCUCCCAGAACAUGGUGAACGUGACCAGGUGGUUCCUGGAGGACCUGCAGUUGAAGGAGGAGGACUCGGUCGUGGUGAAGAUGGAUAUAGAGGGGUACGAGUGGGAGAUACUGCAGCACUGGCUGUCCAACCCUCUCCCCCCCGUCUCCCCCCCUCCCCGUCCCAGAACAUGGUGAAUGUGACCAGGUGGUUGCUAGAGAACCUGCAGUUGAAUGAGGAGGACUCGGUCGUGGUGAAGAUUGAUAUAGAGGGGUGGUUGCUAGAGGACCUGCAGUUGAAGGAGGAGGACUCGGUCGUGGUGAAGAUGGAUAUAGAGGGGUACGAGUGGGAGAUACUGCAGCACUGGAUCUCCAACCCCUGCAUGGCAGCGAUCGUAGACGAGCUGUUUGUUGAGGUGCAUUAUCACCAUCCGAGCAUGACGGAAUUUAUGUGGACUGAGGAAUAUUUCAUCCACACACGUGACGAUGCGACGAGGUUGCUGACUGACUUGAGAAAGGCCGGUUUCUACGUGCAUCCCUGGCCGUAG